AUGGCUUCCAGACUCGAUCGUCUCGUCACGAUCUUGGAAACUGGCAGCACUAAGUUGAUCAAGGAUACUGCCGUCAACCAGCUAGCAGAUUGGCAGAAGCAACACCCCGAGGAAUUAUUCAAUUUGCUUUCCCGAGUGGUCCCAUAUCUCCGCCACAAGGACUGGGAUACUCGCGCAACUUCCGCCAGGGCUCUUGGCAAGAUUGUCGGGAACGCCGCUCUUUAUGAUCCGAAUGAAGACGAAGACCCCGCAGAAGUAAAGAAAGAGGAACCUGCACCGCAAAACGGUCUCAUCAAGAAAGAGGAAGAUACUGAGUUGUCACUUACCGCAGACGAGUAUUUCAGGCCCGAGACACUCGAUGUCCCCACGAUACUCGAACACGGCCGUGAACUGCUGCGCACUGGUACCGUUGACUAUGGUCUUGCUAGUCUUGAACCCCAGGCCCGGCUGGCCCACCAGAAGAAAACUCUCAAUGGUCGACUAGGACUGCUCGGAAGGCACUUCGAGGACGAUGAGAUCCCCAUCAUCAUAGAAAAGUCAGCCAGUCCAUUCUCCGAGGCGCAAGACACAGCGGCUGUCAAUGGGAUGGGCCGCCAAGAGAGCUUUGCCAGUUCAGGGCCUAGCCAGCAACACCUUGAGGAGCCGGGUCUCUCCGGCUUGAGUACUCGUCAACUCAAUGUGUUGAAACGGAAAAGAAAGAAAGACGCACUAAAGGCCGCUCACGGCAAGGGUGGAUUUGGGGACUUGUCAAUACGACGAACCUUUACAGCCGGGUCUGAUGGGUUCGAUGACACGCCCAUGCCGGAUGUCGAGAACAAGAAGAAUGGGAAGAACGACUACUUCAGCUUGGACCGACCCGCUGAUGUCGACGAGGACUCCAAGGUUGUUUCAGAAUUCAAGGGACCCAUCCUACCGAUCAAGUCCGAAAUCGAGACCGAAGAUGAAUUGCAAGGGUCAGAGUGGCCGUACGAGCGGCUAUGCAAGUUUCUGAAGAUUGAUAUCUUCGACACCCAGUGGGAAAUCCGUCACGGUGCAGCUCUGGGCUUGCGGGAGGUCCUUCGAGUUCACGGUGCCGGUGCUGGACGCUUAAGAGGGAGAUCGAGAAGAGAAAACGAUGCCCUCAACCGCAAGUGGCUCGACGACAUGGCCUGCCGACUCUGCUGUGUGCUCAUGCUGGACCGAUUUACGGACUACGCUUCAGACACGAGCGUCGCACCUAUACGAGAAACCGUAGGCCAGACCUUGGGUUCGUUUCUGAAACACGUACCCCCGGAAUCUGUGCACACCAUCUACCUGAUCCUUUUCAGGAUGGUGAUGCAGCAAGACCUGGGCCUGGACAGGCCUGUUUGGGCAGUCUGCCAUGGUGGGAUGGUUGGUCUAAGAUACGUCGUGGCUGUGAGGAAGGACCUGUUACUUCAACAUGGCGAAAUGGUCGAUGGCGUUAUUCAGGCUGUCAUGAAGGGACUUGGCGAUAGUGACGACGACGUCCGGUCUGUGAGUGCAGCUACGUUGAUCCCAAUGGCUCAAGAAUUCGUCCAGCUUCGACCGGCCGCCUUGGAUGAGCUCAUCAGCAUUGUAUGGGAGAGUCUUUCUAGCUUGACCGACGAUUUGAGCGCCAGCACUGGAAAGAUCAUGGACCUUCUGGCGACUCUUUGUAGCUUCCCUGAAGUGCUCGAGGCGAUGAAGACUUCGGCGGAACACGACGAAGAGAGGACAUUCACCCUUCUAGUACCACGACUCUACCCUUUCUUGCGACAUACCAUUACCUCGGUCCGUCUGGCCGUUCUCAAGGCCCUGAUGACCUUCAUCAACGUUGGGGAGGAAUCCCAGGGCUGGCUAGAUGGCAGAAUCCUCCGGUUGAUCUUUCAGAAUAUCCUCGUGGAACGGGACCAAGAGACUCUCAAAAUGUCCAUCCAGCUAUGGACGGCCCUGGUGAAGUGCUUGGCAAAGGAUCCGGAACGUCUUGCGAACGAAUUUGCUCCACAUAUCGACGCACUCAUGCAACUCACCCUCCAUCCUGUCGGCGUGUCUCGGAAUCCGAUACCCAUGAAUGGUUCUUUGUUCCAAAAGCCGUCUGGGGGCUCCUACAUAGUCCCUGGGUUUGCACCGCCAGUGGCACGCAAGGGUUCCGAGCCCGAGGGAGAGAGGGCUGCCAAGAGGCGGAGAAAAUCUACCAAGAUCGAGGACCCUCCCACGGUGACCCAUUCACAUGAUCUCGAUGGGCACAUGAUGUUGGGGGACGUGGACCUAGUAAGCAUGGAUACGCUCAUCCGGUCCCGCGUUUCGGCUGCCGGUGCUAUGGGUCUGAUCAUGGCUCUGGUGCCCAAAGAACACAUGGAGGCUUACGACGCCAUCCUCGUUCCCGGCUUCACUUCUGCGUACUCUUCUACCCAACUUGCUGCGUGCGUCGUCAUCGAUGAAUACGCACGAAACUGUCCAACUUCGCAAGCUGAUACGUCGAAAUAUGCCAAUGAGCUGCUCAAGAUCGUUGACUCUGAUCGACCUCCCCAGUACCGCGACUUGGUCAGCUUUGUGCAGCGGGUUAGAUCGCAGUGCCAGCAACUCAUCAAUCUCUUCAGAGACCAUGGCAAGGUGGCUCAACAGAAGCUUCCAAGCCUCGCGGUAGUAGUGCAAGGCGAGGCCGAAGCCGGCCCCACGGCCUUCUCUCUGGCCAAUGCCGACAAGUGCGUGAGUGACGACUUCGAUCGACUAAAGAAAGCCAUGGCACCGGCACAACGCUUGAUUUCUAUCCAGCAGCUCAAUGAAGCUCGACAAGUAGCCCUUACGGCAAUCGACGAGGCCAAGUCUAUCAAGGACAGCCGUGACGUUCGUAUCAAGGCGGCUGCUGCUUGUGCUCUGAUAGCCAUGAAGACGCUACCCAAGAAGCCAAGCCCUCUCGUCAAGGGCAUUAUGGACAGCAUCAAGCUCGAAGACAACCAACAACUUCAGGGCCGCUCCGCAGAGACAAUAGCGCGACUGGUACUGUUAUUCACGGAGAAGGGUCGCCGGGGACCCGCAGACAAGGUCGUCUCGAAUCUGGUCAAAUUCUCAUGCGUCGAGGUUGCGGAGACGCCGGAGUACCCCGUUCAUGCAGCAAAGACCGACGUCAUACUAUCGAUGCAAAAGGAAGAGGAUCGAGUUGACCACGUUGAUGCUGCAAAGUUUGCGCGUGAGGCAAAAGGGGCUCGCAUAACGCGACGUGGAGCCAAGGAAGCUCUUGAGAUACUGUCUCGAACCUUUGGUGCUGAUCUAUUCUCCACAGUACCAAGUUUGCGACGGUUCAUGGAAGAACCCCUGGCGAAGGCUUUCUCCGGUGAACUACCCGACGAGGCAAGAGAUGCCGAAAGCACAUUUGGUCAAGAAGUCGUUGAUGCGAUGUCGAUCAUCAGAACCAUAGUCCCGACCUUGCACAAGUCUCUCCAGUCCUUUGUCAUGGAGCAGUUGCCUCUGGUCAUAAAAGCUCUUCAUUCCGAACUGUCUGUCUUCCGCUAUAUGGCGGCGAAGUGUUUGGCCACUGUCUGCAGCGUUAUACCUGUGGAAGGCAUGACAGCCCUCGUGGAGAAGGUCCUCCCGUCCAUCAGCAAUCCCAUCGAUAUAAAUUUCCGCCAAGGUGCCAUUGAGUGUAUCUAUCACCUGAUAGCUGUCAUGGGGGACCGCAUCUUACCCUAUGUCAUUUUCCUCAUCGUGCCUGUGCUGGGUCGCAUGAGUGAUUCAGACAAUGAUAUUCGUCUGAUUGCAACCACGUCCUUCGCUACACUGGUCAAACUCGUGCCCCUCGAAGCCGGCAUUCCCGAUCCUCCUGGUCUUUCGGAGGAGUUACUAAAGGGGAGAGAUCGCGAGCGGACUUUCAUCGCUCAGCUUCUGGAUCCCAAGAAGGUCGAGCCAUUCCACGUUCCCGUUGCAAUCAAUGCCGAAUUGCGUUCAUAUCAGCAAGAAGGUGUCAAUUGGCUUCAUUUCCUCAACAAAUAUCACCUGCACGGUAUUCUUUGCGACGACAUGGGUCUCGGUAAGACUCUUCAGACACUAUGUAUGGUCGCUAGUGAUCACUACAACAGAGCAGAAGAGUUCAAGAAGACCGGCGCCCGAGACGCGCGCAAGCUUCCGUCUCUUAUCGUGUGUCCUCCGACACUCUCGGGUCAUUGGCAACAGGAGAUCAAGACAUUUGCUCCGUUCCUGGGCGUGACAGCUUUCGUUGGACCGCCGGCGGAAAGGAGGGCAAGAGCAACCCAGUUCGCAACGACAGACAUUGUAAUCACAUCAUAUGACGUCUGCCGUAACGACACGGAACUCCUGGAGAAACAGAACUGGAACUACGUCGUGCUAGAUGAGGGCCACCUGAUCAAGAACCCGAAAGCAAGGAUUAGUGCUGCGGUCAAAAGGCUCGCCAGCAACCAUCGCCUGAUCCUCACUGGUACACCGAUCCAGAACAAUGUCCUGGAGCUAUGGUCGCUUUUUGACUUCUUGAUGCCCGGAUUCCUGGGCGCUGAGAAGGUCUUCUUGGACCGUUUCGCCAAACCCAUAGCAGCCAGUCGUGGCGGCAAAGCUUCGUCUAAAGAGCAAGAAGCUGGCGCUUUGGCAAUCGAGGCACUGCACAAGCAGGUCCUACCCUUCUUGCUUCGUCGUCUUAAGGAAGAAGUCCUCAACGAUCUCCCGCCCAAGAUCCUUCAGAACUACUACUGCGAUCUCAGUGAUGUGCAGAGGAAGUUGUUCGAAGACUUCACCAAGAAGCAGGGCAAGACGAUCACCGAAGAGGCUGGUCGCGAUGACAAGGAUGCCAAGCAACAUAUCUUCCAGGCGCUGCAAUACAUGCGAAAGCUUUGCAACUCCCCAGCACUUGUCAUGACUCCAAGCAACAAGCUCUACGAGGACACGCAGCGCCUACUUGCGAAGCAAGGAACCAGCAUUGAGGAUCCAGUGCAUGCUCCCAAGCUUACUGCUCUCAAGGAUCUGCUGGUGGAUUGCGGUAUUGGAGUUGAGGGUACUGAUGCGAACGACCCACUGAAGAAUGAUCCUCUUUACCAACCCAUCAAGCCCCAUCGCGCCCUGAUUUUCUGCCAGAUGAAAGAAAUGCUGGACAUGGUUCAGAACACGGUGCUCAAGCGCAUGCUGCCAUCUGUCUCUUAUCUACGUCUCGAUGGUUCAGUCGAGGCUAACAAGAGACAAGAUAUUGUCAACAGGUUCAACAAGGAUCCGUCUUACGACUGCCUGCUUUUGACGACAAGUGUUGGCGGUCUGGGUCUCAACCUGACAGGUGCAGAUACUGUCAUCUUCGUUGAGCAUGACUGGAACCCCCAGAAAGACUUGCAAGCUAUGGACCGCGCCCAUCGCAUCGGCCAGAAGAAGGUGGUCAACGUAUAUCGACUGAUUACGAGAGGCACGCUGGAGGAGAAGAUCAUGAGUCUACAAGCCUUCAAGAUAGACGUGGCUUCUACCGUGGUGAACCAGCAGAAUGCGGGCCUCGGAACAAUGGAUACAGAUCAGAUAUUAGACCUCUUCAACCUCGGCGAUGCAGGUCCAAACCUGAUCACGGACAAACCUGGCACGGGCGUCGAAGGACGCGAGGAGGACAUGGUAGACGUCGAGACUGGAGAGGUGAGGGCCCCGGGCAAGAAGGCAUGGGCGGAUGACCUGGGAGAACUAUGGGAUAAUCGUCAGUACGAAGAAAGCUUCGACCUGGACGGAUUCCUCAAGACGAUGGGCUAG
This is a messenger RNA of Anthostomella pinea, 5703 nucleotides long. Lineage: Eukaryota; Fungi; Ascomycota; Sordariomycetes; Xylariales; Xylariaceae. The record is from the annotation of a GenBank genome assembly.